AUGAAAAUCUACAUAUUUGCAUACGUCUUCAUUCUCUCCAUUUUCGCAUCCCGGGGAGUAAAAUUGGAGAAUUCUCAUUAUAUCCGCACGCAAUUGUUAAAGAGAGCUCAUGCAAAAAAGACGGCAAAGAAGAAGGUGUUAAAAUUGAAUCCCCGUAGGGAGGAAAACUACCUGGAGACGAUUCAGUCGAACAUAGCGAAGGCUGCCAGGGGGGUCAACAGUCCAGGCGGCUUGAUUAUAAUGACGCUUGCGCUGGGCUCGCUAGUGGGCUUCUUCUACAAACACAGGCAAGAAACGACGGGGGAAGGAUCACACGGGUCCAGCGGGUCCAGCGGGUCUAGCGGGUCAACCCGGUCAACCCCGUCGAGCGGCUUGUUCAAAUACAAAUGCGUUAAAUGCAACUUGGUGAUAUUUCCAUCCAAAGGGAGGGACCAAAAAUUCGUAAAGGAGGUAGGUAAAGGAGAGGUAGGCAAAGGAGGGAGGCAAAGGGGGUAG
This is a messenger RNA of Plasmodium inui San Antonio 1, 495 nucleotides long. RefSeq lists its product as hypothetical. The record is from RefSeq and is a predicted model, not a curated record. The transcript has 2 exons. Lineage: Eukaryota; Apicomplexa; Aconoidasida; Haemosporida; Plasmodiidae. Bases 1 to 495 code for a protein of 164 amino acids.